CGUAGACGAUGAGGAAAACCAUGAAUAUGAAGAAAGAAGUUAUAGUGAUAACGUAUAUGACCAUGUGACAUCAACACUUGGGAAUAUUGAUAAAGACAGCGAGUCAGAUGAGUCUGGAUCUGUAACGUCUUUUUCAUCGGAGGGCUCUGUUGAUGUAAAGGAGGAUAUAAUGCCAACAUCAGAAUUUUUAAAUUUAUCGUCCGAUGAUGAUCUUAAUCCAUACAUUCAGAAGAAUAUUCAACGUGAUAAAUUAUCGAAGAAACGAGAUUAUGAACAAGAAUUACCCGUUAUACGUGAUGUUAUUCAAGAGCCAUUGACUAAACGUUCAAGAAGUGAAAAAAAUACGAAAUCCAAAAAGAAAAGUACCCUACAUCCUGACUUUCCAACCGUGGAAGAUCGGCACAAGAAGGAACAAUCUUCGGCAGCUAAAUUUGAAGAUUUGUUGGCUACAUUUCAGGCUAAUGAUAAUUCGUCUGCAAAUCGAUUAUCGGGUAUCAAGGCGAAUUCUCAAUUACCAUCAGCGUUCAGUUCUUCACCAUCUCAGCGGCAGCAAUCAUCAACAAGGGUAGAUCCUCAUCAGUAUUUAUCAAAAUCGUUAUUAUCAACUAUUCAGAGAGCAGCAUCUGCAGUUCGUGAAUAUCAUAAGAAACAAAGAUUAGCACUUUCGUCAUCCGUAGCCCCCAAAAAUUUUGCUCCCGAAGAAGAGAGUGAUUUAUUAGAUGAUGAGGACGACUUAAGGCUAAAACCAGAACAACUUGAGAAAUUGCGAAAUUCCAAGAAAAUUAGGGAAUUUCUUCGGGACGAUACGCUAAGGGAAAUUAUAUAUUUUAUAGAUAAUGCAGCAAAGAGUCCAAAGGUCGAGGAACUAUUGGAUGCCGCAAGGUUAAAUGAUGAGAUAUUUCAUGACUUUACGGAAGAAAUUUUGAAUCUUGUCACAACUCGCGAUUCUGAUGAUUAA
This is a messenger RNA of Acaulospora colombiana, 958 nucleotides long. The record is from the annotation of a GenBank genome assembly. NCBI's taxonomy places the organism in Eukaryota, Fungi, Glomeromycota, Glomeromycetes, Diversisporales, Acaulosporaceae.